GUGACAGAGCGGGCUGAGCCAUGUCUGGUCGGGGCAAGGGCGGCAAGGGGCUCGGCAAGGGCGGCGCCAAGCGCCACCGCAAGGUGCUGCGCGACAACAUCCAGGGCAUCACCAAGCCGGCCAUCCGCCGCCUGGCUCGGCGCGGCGGCGUCAAGCGCAUCUCGGGGCUCAUCUACGAGGAGACGCGCGGCGUGCUCAAGGUGUUCCUGGAGAACGUGAUCCGCGACGCCGUCACCUACACGGAGCACGCCAAGAGGAAGACGGUCACGGCCAUGGACGUGGUCUACGCCCUCAAGCGCCAGGGUCGCACUCUGUACGGCUUUGGCGGCUAAAUUAUAGUUGUUCAAAUUUUG
Messenger RNA from Ficedula albicollis (Collared flycatcher), 353 nucleotides. Its product is annotated as histone H4. The transcript has a single exon. Gene Ontology annotation, biological process: nucleosome assembly. NCBI's taxonomy places the organism in Eukaryota, Metazoa, Chordata, Aves, Passeriformes, Muscicapidae. The coding region runs from base 21 to 332 and encodes 103 amino acids. Gene Ontology annotation, molecular function: protein heterodimerization activity; DNA binding; structural constituent of chromatin. Gene Ontology annotation, cellular component: nucleosome. The record is from RefSeq and is a predicted model, not a curated record.